UGUUGCCUCUCACGCUGGAUGAAGCGUCCAAGGUCCUGGAAUGGCCGAUCGGCGUUUCUAUGGCGCUCUCGGAGCUCGCGCAGGGCCCGGCGAUCAGCCGCGUCUCGUCCGGAGAGGCCCUGCUGGAUUACAUCGUGGAGAUGCGUCGUCUGGGCGGGAUGAGAGAUGCCAGGCUUCCGGCUAGGGCUGUGCAAGGAAUGGGCUUGUUCUUCCGCGAGCUCGUACCAGAAGAUUUCUCUCGCGGAUUCUUUGGCUCGUUGCUGCCAGCGAUGGCUCAGCUCGCCUUGAGGCUGUCGGCGCUUGUCAAGGAUCACAUUGAUGGCAGCGUGAGCGAUCGUUUUCCAUCACAACUGGAUUUUUUGCAGCUGCGUGCUCUUCCCGCCGGACAAAGUGGCAUGGUUUUGCUGAGCCAGGAGCUUGUGGCAUCGAUUCUAGCGUGCGGGUUUUUCUGCUUGUAUCCUUCGGCAGAGAGGAACAAAUUGGAUCUUCCCGACUUAAACUUCUAUAAACUCUUCAUGGCACUGGUUGAUGAGAAUCGAGAAGAGAGUGCCAAGCACAAGAUCAUAUGCUUGUUGCAUUACUUUCAGAUUGUUUGUGAAAGCGUACCGCAAGGAAUGAUUUCUUACGAGCGCAAGGUGUUGUCUUUGGAACAAGAGAUGGAGGAUCCUUUCUCUUUCUGGAGCAGUUCCUCGAGACCGCUGUGUCAAAUACUGGUAAUGGAAGAUGGCACUAUAGAAGGUAGUGAUACUCCCGUUUUGGAGGUGGAUUUCGCCAACAGGGUCUUAGGUGGUGGUGUACUCGGCGCCGGAUGCUUGCAGGAGGAGAUUAGAUGCGUAAUCAAUCCCGAACUGAUCGCUGGAAGGCUUUUCUUACCGGCAAUGCAAGACAAUGAAGCAAUAGAAAUAGUCGGGACGCAGUGCUACAAUCGAUAUGAGGGAUAUGCCUCGAGCUUUCGUUUUGCUGGAAAGUUCUUCGACAACAAAGCCAGAGAUGCAUGGGGUCGAAAGGAAACGCACAUUGUGGCCAUUGACGCUCUCCCGUUUCCGGGAGAAGCACAAUUCGACGCUGCGCUAAUGCUGCGGGAACUUAACAAGGCAUAUUGUGGCUUUCUCGUCCAUCAGUCGAUUCAAUGCGGUGGCUCGAGUGAAAGCACUCGUGGAGUAGCCACCGGCAACUGGGGAUGUGGGGUCUUUGGCGGGGACCAUGAAGUUAAGAGCAUGCUCCAGUGGCUGGCUGCCUCGGAGGCUGGCCGGCCCUUCUUGUUGUACUACACAUUCAAAGAUCCACGUACCACGAAGCUCCAGAGAAUAGCCGACUGGAUUUUAGAACAAAAGUGGAGCGUCCUGGAACUCUGGAGCGUUUUGAUCGAGUAUGGAAAAGGAAGGAAGUAUACCAAGGUGGGAUUUUUUGACUGGCUUCUUCCAGAUUAAUCGCAAGUGAAGACGCUGAGCUCCUCGCAUCGAUUUUUCCGUGAAGAACUGGGAAGAACUCGAUGAUUUGUCAAUACGGAAGAAGCUCAUGGUUAGAACAAAGAGUUCUUGGAAUUUUUCUAUAUCCGGAGUACGUGGAGCAAAGUGAGAUCCGUUCAUUAACACUGUCGUAAGAGAGCAUCCAUUGAAUAUACUUUCUCUCGAGCCA
This is a messenger RNA of Selaginella moellendorffii, 1638 nucleotides long. RefSeq names its product probable poly(ADP-ribose) glycohydrolase 2. NCBI's taxonomy places the organism in Eukaryota, Viridiplantae, Streptophyta, Lycopodiopsida, Selaginellales, Selaginellaceae. Gene Ontology annotation, biological process: ATP generation from poly-ADP-D-ribose; nucleotide-sugar metabolic process; regulation of DNA repair. Gene Ontology annotation, cellular component: cytoplasm; nucleus. Bases 60 to 1430 code for a protein of 456 amino acids. The record is from RefSeq and is a predicted model, not a curated record. Gene Ontology annotation, molecular function: poly(ADP-ribose) glycohydrolase activity. The transcript is spliced from 9 exons.